UUUUAUUCCAUGUGAUCAUUAAGGUUAGUUUCUUGCGAUUAAGUGUGUAAGGAAGUUUUAAAUUACGUAUUAUAUUAAGGUAUUAUUUAAAUAAAAAUAAAUUUAUACAAUUACAGUUACAUAGUAAAUAUGAAUAUUGAUAAAAAUAUUGUGAGCAUCUUAAAAUCUGUUUUUGGUUAUGAAAAUUUUAAAAACAAUGUUCAGAAGAAAGCUAUAAUUGCUAUUUGUAAAGGUUUUAAAAAUAUAUUUAUAUCAAUGCCUCCUGGAUUUGGUAGAUCUCUUUGUUUUCAAUUACCAGUUCUUUUAUAUAAGAACAAAGUUGGAAUUAUCUUCUCUCCAAAAUUAUCUUUUAUUAAGAAAGAAAUAGAAUUUUUAAAAAGCAAACAAAUUAAUGCUGCUUUUUUAAGUAAAAAGUCAAAAACAAAUGAAAGAGAUAAUAUUUUGAAUGAUUUAGCAUCAAAAUGUCCAACAAUAUCAUUAUUGUAUGCAACUCCUGAAAUGGGGACAAUGACAUAUUUUAUGCAACUUAUACUUUCAUUGAAAGAGCGUACAAUAUUAUCUUAUAUUGUAUUCAAUGAAGUACAUUGUAUAAGUGAAUGGGGAUAUGAAUAUAUACCUUGUUAUGCAAAAAUUAUUAAAAUUCAUGAAAUAUAUAAACAUAUUCCAAAAAUUCUAGUAACUACAACUGUUACUUAUAAGGUAAUAAAAGUAAUUCAAAUUAUUGUCAUUAAAUAUAUAUAUUUGAUUCUUCUGAAUAAAAUAUUUCAACAGGUAAUUGAAGAUAUUUGCAAAUUAUUACCAUUAGAAAGUCCAAAAAUUUUUAGAAUGCCUGUACAACAAAUCAAUAUACUUUAUGAUGUCUGGUUUUUAGAUAUAAUUUCUCAUCCAUUUGAUCAUCUUAGAAAAUUUUUUGUACAAACUUUUGGUUUCUUAGAUUUAUCUUCUCAGGAGAUACAUAAAAAAUUUGGCGUUAUUUACUGUAGAGAUAUAAUCACUGCAGAAUUGUUAAAAAAGGAAUUAAAUACUUUAGGCAUAUCUUCACUUACCUAUCAUCAUAAAUUAAAUAAUAGUACAAAAUAUAAUAUUGAAAAUAAUUGGAUAUCUGGAAAAGUUCAUGUUAUCAUUACAACAUAUGAUUAUGGAUUUAUUCACAAGAAAUCAAUUAGAUGUAUAGUUUAUUGGACAGUGCCUGAGAAUAUUAGCAAAUAUUAUAAAGAAACUGCACAAAUAUGUUCAAAUAAUAGUCGUGUAUAUUGUAGAAUAUAUUUUAGCAUGAAAGAAUAUCUUGCUGUAAAAUUUGUUAUUGAAAAUCAUAGACUAAUGAACAAUAUGAAUCAUAUCAAGAAACGAUUACUCGAAUAUGAAAAAUUCGUAUCCUAUUGUCUUUCAGUAAAAUGUCGACAUGAAAUCAUUAGUGAAUAUUUUGGAUACAAAAUACCGUCUUGUAAAAUGAAUUGCGAUGUCUGUAUAAAUGAAGAAAUGGUAACGAUUAGAACAUUUAAAUUUAUUAUGUAUUCAGAAAAAAUGAAAGGAAUCACAUACGGUCGUGAUAUUAAUGAAUUCGUAAAGAAAAAAGAAAUAGAAUUAAAUAUUACAGAAAAAACAGAAGACAGUUUGAAAAUACAAAUAUCAGAAAAUUCUAGUAAUAAUAUUAUUGUACAUAAAAAUGAUGAUAUAUUAUGUAGUGAACAAUAUAAAAAUAAGUUAAUGAAAGACAAACAAAAACCAUUGUUUAUUGAAAAUAUAUUAAUUAAAGAACAAUUAGAAAAAAAUUAUAUUGAAAUUAAUACAAAAAAUACAUUAAAAUGCGCGAAAGAUAAUUCUAACACGAUAGAGACAAGCAAACUUGCGAUAAUAAAUUCUUUAUUAAAUAAAUACAAUUCAGAUAGAAAAGAGAUAUCUUUAAAACCUUAUUAUUCUCAAGAAAAUAUUUCUAAAUUUUCUAAAUUAAAAGAAAUAAUUAAUAUCAAAACUUAUAAUAAUCAAUGUGAACAAAAAAAUGAGAAUAAAAGGACAGAAGUUUUAAAAAAUAAAAAUGAAAUAAAGAUAUGUGAAAGAAAGGACCAUAUUUCAAAGCAAAAAUCUUGCGAAAUUAUUAUUGAAAAGAAACAAUCAAAUAAAAGAUCAAGAGAUAUUAUGCAUACAUGUCUUGAGGACUACAAUCCAAAAAGAAAAAAAUUGAAACUUGAAAAUAAAUCAAUCACUAAAACAAUAAAUAGAGAUGGAGAAAAUGUUUUUGAUUCAUGCAUUGAACGCAUCAAGGAUGACGUAAAUAUAAACGCGACGUGUGAUCAUGCAACGGUAGAAUAUUUAAUGAAUAAAUUUCAGUUGAAUAGAAAUUCAAUAACGCUAAUACCAAUAAAGAAAUUAAAUUAGAGUGAAUUAAUAUCUUUUCUUCAAAA
Molecule: messenger RNA, 2402 nt
Organism: Apis laboriosa (Himalayan honeybee)
Lineage: Eukaryota; Metazoa; Arthropoda; Insecta; Hymenoptera; Apidae
Product: ATP-dependent DNA helicase Q5-like
Exons: 9
Coding region: 130-2376 (748 amino acids)
Biological process (GO): double-strand break repair via homologous recombination; viral RNA genome replication
Cellular component (GO): chromosome; cytoplasm
Molecular function (GO): 3'-5' DNA helicase activity; four-way junction helicase activity; nucleic acid binding
Source: RefSeq, a predicted model, not a curated record